AUGUCGUCGACACCUACUACUUCUAUCAAUCCAUCAUCAUCUCGUGUUCAAUCGGCUAAUAAAAUAGCACAAGAACAAACACCAAUAGAAAAUAACAAUGCAAUUACAGAAAAAACAUCGCGUCCACCAUCUGCAUCACAAAAAAUUGAAACUAAUAUGUCAACAACACCCGUAACUGCUACUACUGAUAAUGGUAUAUCAUCAGAUGUUCCUGCUAUCGAAAAAGAAGAACCAGUUUCAUCAACAGUAACUUCUUCAUCUGAACGUCCACAAUCAGCAGCAAAGAAUGAUCUUAUUGUUAAUCCAAUUCUUAAUUCAACAAAUGAUGAAUCAAAGACUUCAAGACCAUCUUCGGCUAAUCCAAAAGCAGCUGAAUCAUCUGUAACUGCUCCAGCAAGUUCUAGACCAUCAUCGGCUAAUACAAAAGUAGCUGAAUCAUCUGUAACUGCUCCAACAAGUUCUAGACCACCCUCAGCUAAUCCAAAAACAAAUGAUUUAAGUUCACAUGGGUACACUCUUAAUACAAAUAAUUCACGGCCAACAUCAGCAAGUCAAAAAAAUGCUGAAUCAACUACAGCUGCUCCGACAAGUUCCAGACCACCCUCAGCUACUCCAAAAGCAAAUGAUUUAAGUUCACAUGGGUAUACUAUUAAUACAAAUAAUUCACGACCACCUUCAGCAAGUCAAAAAGUUGCUGAACCAUCUACAACUGCUCCAAUAAAUUCCAGACCACCAUCGGCUAAUCCAAAAACAAAUGAUCUAACUUCGCAUGCAAAUACUAUUGAUACAAAUAAUUCACGACCAACAUCAGCAAGUCAAAAAAAUCUUGAAUCAACUACAGCUGCUUCAACAAGUCCAAGACCAUCAUCAGCUAGCCAAAAUACAGAUACAACAAAAUUAAACAAUUCAAGUAAUACUCCUGCUUCGACCAAUUCUCGACCACCAUCAGCCAGUCAAAAAACAGAUUCAAUAAAUACAAAUAAUGCUACAAGUCCUCGAACAAGUUCAAGACCACCAUCGGCAAGUCAAAAACUAAAUGAAACAACUACAGAUGAAUCUGCUACUGAACAACAAAAUGAUUUAGCUCAAGUUAAUUCAAAUGAUUCGAAUAUAACACAACCAAUCAUUGGACGUCCAUCUUCAGCAGCUAAAAUGACACCAACUGAUGAAUCAAAAAUUAUGAUUACUGUUGAUACUAAUGAUUCACUUAAUACUCAAACAGAAAAUGCACCAUCAUCUAAUGAAAAUAAAUCUGUCGAACCUAUUUCAACGACACCACGUAUUGGUUCAGCUUCAAAAAAUCUUCAAACAUCAACAACAACAGAAAAUAAUAGUUGA
Messenger RNA from Rotaria sp. Silwood1, 1338 nucleotides. The record is from the annotation of a GenBank genome assembly. NCBI's taxonomy places the organism in Eukaryota, Metazoa, Rotifera, Eurotatoria, Philodinida, Philodinidae.